AUGGGGAAGGUGUACAGAAAGCCACAAAUGCUGUUUAAGAAAACCUUUCAAAAGACCAAGAACCUCUUCCUCAAAACACUACAUAAUCUCAAUUCAUUUCUCUUUAAAAGUCAUCACAAGUUACCUAAAGUUUGUCACUUCAAUCCCUUCUUCUCUCGUAGCAACCGAAUUCCAAACAGCAUUAUUCAAGAAUUGGAUGAUUUCUACAGAGACUUUCCUCAACAAUGGGAAUGUAGUAACCAAAACGAAGUUCCACAGAGAAAGAACAUUCGCGAAGAAUCAGUAAACAACACAAUGAAAGAACAGAGAGAAAAAAUGGAAGAUGCAUUCCUUCGAAACACAAGUAAAGGUGAGGUAUUAGUACAGAAGAUGAAGGAACUAGAGAUGAUGGAUGAGGAAGAUUUGGAUCAAAUGAUGGACAUAAAAGAAGUGCUCUACUACUACUCUUACCUAAAAUGUCCAGUUUACCUUGACAUUGUUGACAGGUAUUUCAUGGACAUGUAUAAUGAGUUAUCACUUCCACAGACAUUCAUCAAUGUCAACAGUUAA
This is a messenger RNA of Solanum tuberosum (potato), 549 nucleotides long. RefSeq lists its product as uncharacterized. Lineage: Eukaryota; Viridiplantae; Streptophyta; Magnoliopsida; Solanales; Solanaceae. The transcript has a single exon. The coding region runs from base 1 to 549 and encodes 182 amino acids. The record is from RefSeq and is a predicted model, not a curated record.